Saccostrea cuccullata (small rock oyster) is the source of this 2362-nucleotide messenger RNA. Its product is annotated as corticotropin-releasing factor receptor 1-like. Lineage: Eukaryota; Metazoa; Mollusca; Bivalvia; Ostreida; Ostreidae. The coding region runs from base 169 to 1785 and encodes 538 amino acids. Gene Ontology annotation, biological process: cell surface receptor signaling pathway; adenylate cyclase-modulating G protein-coupled receptor signaling pathway. The transcript has 12 exons. The record is from RefSeq and is a predicted model, not a curated record. Gene Ontology annotation, molecular function: G protein-coupled peptide receptor activity; peptide hormone binding. Gene Ontology annotation, cellular component: plasma membrane.
CAAAGUGACGUGAAACUAGAUAGAUAUUGUAAGGAAAGUGAAAAGUCAACACUCUGACUAUCGAUAAAUGUGUAUAUCUGUAUUUGAUAUGUUAUUUACUGUUGAACGUCGACCUCUUUUGUUUUACAAGUUCAGAAAUAAGCAAUUCUCUUUAUCGUUGGAUAGGGUAUGUCACAAAUUCCUAUAAAUAUGCAAAUCCGCGUGAGAUCUCCCUUCAUUUGCAUAUUUUUAAUUAUCAGCACUCCUGUAAUUAUUGAGGAUGUUAACUGUCAAGGAAUAAGUUCUCCCAAGGUUCUUACAGAAUCCCCCUAUGUGAAUCAGAACAACUCGGACGCUCACCGAAGCGCAAUCAACACAGAUCAAAGUGCGGCAAUUAACGCUGAUAUCCCUCCGCUGCGGUUUCCUAAAUUUACACACACCCGUGUUUAUGACGGUGUGAACUUUGCUAAGAAUGACAGCAGGAUGUUUAACCUAACUGAGCAUCAGUUUCUGUGUUUCAAUUUGAGCAAAGCUCCUAAAGAGGAUGGCAAAUUGUACUGCAAUGCGACCUCUGACCCCUUUUCCUGCUGGCCAAUGACAGAGGGGGGACAUUUCGCGGUCAUUUCCUGUCCAGAAGUCCCUGGAGUAGACGCAACAAAAAAUGCUACAAAGUUUUGUUUUCCAAAUGGCACAUGGAUGGAAAAGGCAAAUUAUAAUGCUUGUCUCUCACAAGGAAUCACUGUGGAAAGCGAUAAUGAAUUCCAGGGGGAAUUAGCCACGGACUAUGUUUCUCGGAUUAUUUACAACCUCGGAUUCACAAUCUCCACUGUUGCCCUUGCCAUUGCGCUGUUUAUUUUCCUGUACUUUAGAAGUUUACGAUGUCUGAGAAAUAUUAUCCACUGCCAUCUCAUCGUCACUUUCAUCUUGAGGAACAUCAUAUGGAUAAUAAUGCAGCAUUCGCUCCUUCCAAUUGUAAAUAGUCAAGAAACUUGGGCCUGCAAACUUGAGGUAGCUAUUUUUAACUAUGCCCAAAUGACGAACUUUUUCUGGAUGUUGGUGGAGGGGCUGUAUUUACACAUUAUAAUAGUGUGGACAUACUCGGCGGAUAAAAUCAAGAGAUGGUACUUCAUUGUGAUUGGCUGGGGUAUACCAUUGGUAAUUAUGGCUAUAUGGGUUGCACUUCGAGUUUAUUCAGAUUCAACAGAGAAGCACAAAGUGUCUGUCUUAUUAGAUUGCUGGCUUCCUCCAAAUAACUCCAAUCACGGAGAUGAUCUGGACUACAUAUAUGUCGCACCGACUCUGCUGGUGUUAGCUGUAAAUAUGUUAUUUCUAGCAACGAUUAUUUGGGUUCUAGUUACAAAAUUACGAGCAUCGAACAGCUUGGAAACAAAACAAUUGAGGAAAGCUGUUAAAGCCACUUUACUACUGCUUCCGUUGCUGGGAAUUACUUAUCUCUUAUUUAUAUGGCCGCCCACUGAUCAUAAGGCAGUCGUGGAAGCCCACAAGUUCAUUAACACCUUUCUACAAUCUUUUCAGGGCUUCUUCGUUGCUUUGUUCUAUUGUUUUUUGAAUGGAGAGGUGAAAUCAGUUUUAAAGAAGAAAUUCUCUACAUUUCGUGAAAAUCGAACUUUGGCAACAAGAUAUACAAAAACUUCCAUAGGGUGGGCAAAUGACAUUACCAUUCACAAAGACCACAUGCAACUUACAAAUGGAAAGCGGAAUACGUCUGCCAAUUCUCUCGAAGAUAGGAGGGUAUCUAAUAACAACAGCUGUGACGGUGAUAUCGAGUCAGAAAGGAUGUUAUGACGUCAUAUUUCUCAAUAGGGCACACCCUAGUGUAAUUAUGUUACAUUCCAUCGGUGAUCAAAGUGCUUCAUUUUAUAUAGUUAAAGAUGCUUUUGCCUGUGGUUGGGGUGUAUAUAAAAUGAAAUAGAAGUAAAAUUUAAAAAAUCUUGAUUUCAAUGACCUCACACCUCACGCCAUUUUAAUAGAUCAAUAGAAAAGAUUUUUGAUGGGUGUUACAAUGUUAUCUUUGCUCCGUAUUGUGCGAUGCAAAGACCGACAUACAAUGAACGUGAUUUUUCCCGUUGAUAAUUUUUUUCAGUGUACAGAUGAUUUUAAUAUAUACACGCUGUUGUAUGAUGUAAUUUGGACAUUACAUGUACAUAUAUUAUUAUUUAUUAUUUAUAAUCACUAUAAUGCUCGAAUUACGUGCUUUGUAAACAAUUAUUAUGUGUACAUUUUGUUUUUUGUUGUGAAGGUAAUAGAGGUUUUAUUUUGUUUUUAUUAUUGAGUUGACUGACGUUAAUAUUUUAUAUGAAUGAAUUCAUUAUAUCCUGAUUGUUGAACAAAAUUACAUUUAACAAAUAAAUAUUUAAAAUGA